AUGACACCAAGAGAAAUGCGCCGCUAUGAACGACUUGAAAUUUCCAAUGGGGAGGGUAGUAUGGUGGAUAAAGACGCUAUACAGAUUAUCAACGACGAGGAUGGCGCUGACCUUCAUAUAAGUCAUGCCUUCAAGCGAUCCGGAAUUCGUAGUCUGGACCGAAUUGGCUAUCACGAAGAGAAGUGUCGCAAUGUGCUUGUGAGAUACUGUGCGCACAUCCCAAGAAACUAUCAAUACAAAGACGGAAUUCCGCAGAUCUUUCUAGUUCUACGAGAACAUCUUGGUGACGAGAAUAUCGACUUGGCAGGUGGUGUACUCUACGAGCUCAUUGAAGUUGACUGUGAGCAUACAGAUGAUCCGGGAGCAGCAUUUCAACGGUGGAAAUAUGAUCACCUACGCAGAUAUGCCGACCUCGAACUUCCUCACGUCCCCCAUAUGACUACUAUCACGUCUUCAAUCAUCCCAACGAAGAAGCUUACCCAGUGGCGUUCCGAACACCCAGACAAGUACCCAUUCGUAUUAUCCGAUUCGACUCCCUCAACAGAGAGGGCCUCCAUUGAUCCAAGCUGCAUUCGCAACCGUAAGGCAUGGCUAAUUGAUCACACACUCUACAUCUCUUCACGAAACGACGGUACGCGACCCCUGAACAGCCCAAAUCCAAAGAAAUUCCACGAGAUGCAAUGGAGUCAUGAGUGUGGCACUCAAGGAAAGCUUAUCGAAGAGCGCGAUGUACCCGUCACCUCCCCAGAUCGUCCAAGCGAGGGGUCACUCCCAGGUACAGCAGAUGCUCUGCUAGACAACCCCAAGCCUUGUAAAGGCCUCCGUGGUUAUUCGUCAAAGUCCAGUCUCUUCAGCAAAAUAUCAGGGAAGAUUAAUAUAUAUAAGCAAAAUCCCGAAUUAGACCAGAGGCGGUGUAGUUGGAUGCCGGGUGCCCUCACAUUUGAAUCAACCUCGUCAUUUCGAACCAAACGAAACUGCCCUGAUGUAACUACUGUGCCUCUCCCUGGCGGCUGCGAAAUACCAAAUGCCAUAUUCGCUAGGAAGUAUUUGCUUGUUGGGGCUAGCGAAUCACUGCCUCCAUGUCUGCCUUUGAGGCAGAUGCCUACUGCCGAAUCAAAGGCUACUGAUACUAUCGUGAGGGCUGCAUCAAACGGAUUACUGGAAAGGGCACGGGAUUGGUCAUUUCGGGGCCCCUUUACACCGCAACUCAACUUUGAUGGGGGACUGGACUACCAAUGGAAUCAUAAUGAAUCCACAAUCACUUGCAACAGAUUCGACUUGAAUGAUUCAGGUGACGGUGCCAUCGCCGCCCGGAUUAGUGAUCGGGUCGAAGAAGGCGUAUUCAAGCGAAUAGAACAACGCGCAGAUCACCGACGGACGUCGACGAAGCGACAGGGUAUUGUGUUUGAGCCAGACGAAGUAAUAGAUGGCGAGAGGAACUCUAUGCCAUUUUUGGCAAACUACAUUACUUCGAGCGUAUCUAUGCCCAAUAGCCUAGGUGACACCACACCUCGAGGGCUUAAUAGGGCUACAUGUGGGAAAUUACAGUCUGAUGGACAUUCGACACCAAAUAACCGGGUUUUUUCGACACUCUCGGAUAUUAAGCAUGUCCGGCUAUCGUCGAUUACAGAAAGGUGA
Daldinia caldariorum is the source of this 1638-nucleotide messenger RNA. RefSeq lists its product as uncharacterized. NCBI's taxonomy places the organism in Eukaryota, Fungi, Ascomycota, Sordariomycetes, Xylariales, Hypoxylaceae. The transcript has 4 exons. The record is from RefSeq and is a predicted model, not a curated record. The coding region runs from base 1 to 1638 and encodes 545 amino acids.